Messenger RNA from Naumovozyma dairenensis CBS 421, 327 nucleotides. It is a transcript of the gene SUI1, whose product is annotated as translation initiation factor eIF1. Gene Ontology annotation, biological process: translational initiation. The transcript has a single exon. Lineage: Eukaryota; Fungi; Ascomycota; Saccharomycetes; Saccharomycetales; Saccharomycetaceae. Gene Ontology annotation, cellular component: eukaryotic 43S preinitiation complex. The record is from RefSeq and is a predicted model, not a curated record. The coding region runs from base 1 to 327 and encodes 108 amino acids. Gene Ontology annotation, molecular function: translation initiation factor activity; RNA binding; ribosomal small subunit binding.
AUGUCUAUCGAGAAUUUAAAAUCAUUUGAUCCAUUUGCUGACACUGGUGACGACGAAACAGCUGCUUCUAACUAUAUCCAUAUUCGUAUCCAACAAAGAAAUGGUAGAAAGACUUUAACCACAGUCCAAGGGGUCCCAGCUGAAUAUGAUUUGAAAAGAAUCUUGAAAGUUUUAAAGAAGGAUUUCGCUUGUAAUGGGAAUAUUGUUAAAGACGCUGAAAUGGGGGAGAUUAUUCAAUUACAAGGAGAUCAAAGAGCUAAAGUUUGUGAAUUUAUGAUCUCACAAUUAGGUAUGCAAAAGAAAAAUAUCAAGAUUCAUGGUUUCUGA